Molecule: messenger RNA, 1166 nt
Organism: Leptidea sinapis
Lineage: Eukaryota; Metazoa; Arthropoda; Insecta; Lepidoptera; Pieridae
Product: NADH dehydrogenase [ubiquinone] flavoprotein 2, mitochondrial-like
Exons: 6
Coding region: 58-810 (250 amino acids)
Biological process (GO): mitochondrial electron transport, NADH to ubiquinone
Molecular function (GO): NADH dehydrogenase activity
Source: RefSeq, a predicted model, not a curated record
UUUAGAGAUCAAUCGAAUAAUAUUUCGCUAUAAUUUGACAUUUACAGAUUUAUUGUAAUGGCUACAAUGUUACUAAGAACAUAUAAAUCCUUUUCUAAGCUUGGCACUUACGUUCCUCAUACAAUUCGAAACUUGUCGACCACUAGACUUCUUAAAAGUGAACUUGUGGUUCAUCGUGAUAGUCCGGAUAAUAAUGCCAGCACGCCUUUUGAAUUUACCGAAGCUAACAUGUCGAGGAUAUGUGCGUUGAUUAAAAACUAUCCUGAGGGUUGCCAGCGAUCAGCCUUAUUUGGAGCAUUGGACAUUGUUCAAAGACAAAUCGGCUGGGUUCCUAUAUCAGCUAUGCACAAGGUCGCCGAAGUGCUUCGUAUACCACGAAUGAGAGUGUACGAGUGGGCAACGUUUUAUACGAUGUAUAAAAGGCGAUACAGAGGCAAGUAUAACAUUAAGGUUUGUGUAACGACACCAUGUAUGCUUCUCGGCUCUGACGUCAUUCUCCGUGCGGUAGAACAGGCCACAUGCUGCUACACUGGGAAACUGUCUCCAGAUGGAAUGUUCGGAGUGGACACGGUGCAGUGCCAGGGCGCAUGCGCGAACGCUCCUUUGAUGGUUGUCGACGAUGACUACUACGAGGAUGUCACAGUUUGCGACGUAUACAGAAUAAUUGAAACACUAAAGUGUGGAGGUAUUCCUCCAGCCGGACCACAAAGUGGGAGAUGUGCCGCGGAACCAAUAUCAGGACAAACGACAUUGCUUGAGUGUCCUCCACCACCAGGAUAUGGCAUUCAGGCAUCGCUGUGCAUGGGAUAAUUGCCUCCCAACUUGCUGAGAACAAAUAUUUCGGUAAACCGUAAAAUGGUCUUAAUGCAAUAAUCGAGGUAGACGUUCUAUCAUAUUCCCGAUGAUUUCACCCGUUAACAGCAUUAAUUUGGGAGACCACAUUAACACCUAACAACCGCUCUGUCAUAUGAACUUAGCCAUAAGUUUGUGAUUGAGUGACUAAGAGGAAUCAUUGUUUUGUUAUUUUUAAUUCGAGCUUGUUGAACAGAAAAUUUGCUGAUACCAGGACAUACAAAGGCAAGCAUAACUGACUUCAUUCUUGCAUAUUGUCUUAAAUUUGUGAUGUAGCUUAUUCCUUCUACUGAUUAAUAAAAUAUUUACGAUAA